Monopterus albus (swamp eel) is the source of this 2215-nucleotide messenger RNA. Its product is annotated as protein limb expression 1. Gene Ontology annotation, cellular component: cytoplasm. The transcript has 6 exons. Bases 179 to 1216 code for a protein of 345 amino acids. The record is from RefSeq and is a predicted model, not a curated record. Gene Ontology annotation, biological process: autophagosome maturation. NCBI's taxonomy places the organism in Eukaryota, Metazoa, Chordata, Actinopteri, Synbranchiformes, Synbranchidae.
GCUUUUAGAUGUGAAGUUUAUUCCUUAUGAUGUUCCCAGCCUGAGCUGUGAUCAUGGUAGACGUUGCUCAUUUUGAGGGUCCUGUAUGCUGUUGUGAUGGACCAUUUUUAUGAAGAAUGUGAGAGCUGAGAGAAAGGGGGCUGAACGUGUUUGACGUGACCGUGGAAGUAAACACUGGAUGAGAAUGAGUAAAUCGAAUGCUGAGGAAAGCAUCAUGUCAUACCUGUUACGGAGCGAGACUGACGCCAGCCCCACAGACUUGAAUGUGGUGGCCAUGCUCCAUAACUUCUGGGAGCAGAAGCAGAUGACUCUGCUAAAUAGUUCUUGUGGUGUAUCGGAUGGUUCUGGUGAGGAUGCAGCCAGCCAGACAGAGAGCCUGCUGUUGUACGAGUCUGCACCCUCCCCUGGUCCCCCAUACAUCUACUAUGUCACCCUUCCUGGAGGAAGCUGCUUUGGCAACUAUAAGGUGUGUGACACACUGGCGGAGGCUCGGAGGGAUGCAGCUCGUGUGGCUCUGAUGAACUCACUUGUGAACGAGCUGCCAUGUCGACGCAUCAACCCUCAGUUCAUCACUCAGAGUUUACAGCAGGCAGCCAGUGACAGUGCUGUCUCUAUAGAUGAUGCAUGUGACCCAAGCACCAGUAUAGGAACCUACUGUUUGCUUCUCCACUCUUACAUAGGAAGGACAAUGUUGGAGUUCCAGGAGAUGAUGACAGUGUUCCAGUUGUUGCACUGGAAUGGGACACUGAAGGGUCUGAGGGAAAGCCAGUGCUCUCGACAGAGUGUGAUUGCCUAUUACUCUCAGCAAAGACUUGAUGAAUACAUGCGCAGCAGCAUGGCACUGGAUUGGCUCGGACGGGAGCAGAGUUCACCAGGGCAGCUCGGGGAGGAGCUGCAGGUGGCACAGAGGGAGCUGGUGUUGGCCCGACGUCAAGGCAUAGAGCUGCGCUUCUACAAGGAAAAGACCGAGAUUCUCAGCUUGGCUCUGAGUCAGGCAUACAUUCACCACACACCUGCAGCCUUCAGCCAAACACUGAGUCACCCAUAUGAGCAAGAACAACUUCCUUUGCAAAUAUUAUACAGCCAGGACACAGGAGUCCAGAUGACUCCACCCUCCAGUCCUUCACCAACCCUCCAUAGAAGCACAAAGCAAACAGCCUGUCAAAGCAUUAGCCAACAUGUGGAGACUUAUGUGGCUUUAAAUAACUUUGAAUAGACUGAGGUAGAGGAUGGAUGAUACAAAUUGUCAUUUGACAAUGAAUGAGCUGAAAGUCUCAUGAUGCAAGCAGAACAUAUGAAGUAUGGUGUUCAAGUUUUCUGUAAGCAUAAAUUCUGUAACCACAACAGUUACAAAUACUGUGUUAAUUUCUGUUAAUAAUGCUCUAACCUUAUUAACAUUCUUUUAUGACUAUAGAACUAAGCCUUAAAGAUGUGUAGUGUAUUCCCUGUCUCCUUCUCUGUCUCACAUGUUAUCUGGCAUGUCAGUUUCCUUAAUGGAAAUUACUUGGCAUGGCCAUUCAUGAUACUGGCAGACUGUGACAUAUUGAAUGACAUGUUGACUGGAUGCUAUGAAACAGAAAGUCUGUUAUGAAUGUGACACAUUCAUUUGAUUAUGUCAGAACGCAACUACAUAUAAAAUUCAGUUUGGUUUGUUUGCAUAAAGGAUAUUAGUGUAUAAUAAAGGAAGGUUGGUCAGGUCAACACUGCAGAUAAUAAGAACCAGUACUGUUCUGUGACAAAAUGCAUGCAGACCAUGAGCAUUUGAUUCUCUACGGUUUGGUUAAAGAUAGAGAUUUAAUACAUUUUAAAGGGAAAUAUGGAGCUUAUCACUGUAAUAUACUUUUGGUUUUGGAUGACCAGCCUUUGCAUUCAUAUGACCACUAUCAGAAAUGGUAGAUUGCUUUUUAAAAUGUAAUCUAUUACAGAUUACAUGCUUGAGAAAUUACUAAUUGUAAUGUAAUUAGGUUACUUUUGGAUUUGGGUACCUUUCUUACAUGAUUAGUUUAACUGAAAUUAGAGUGAACAAUCAUCAUGACACCAGUUCCCAGUAUGGGUUAGCUUUAAGGUUCCUUACCAACUGUGAACUGGAGAAGAUUGGUUUCCAGUACUAAAAACUAACUAAAGUUAGAGACUGUAAAUAAGUGACACCAUCUGGUCUGGGACUUGUAAGUACUUGUUGUCAGAUUUCUCUCACAAGACAUUUUCUGUAUAAAUA